Amorphotheca resinae ATCC 22711 is the source of this 987-nucleotide messenger RNA. RefSeq lists its product as hypothetical. Bases 1 to 987 code for a protein of 328 amino acids. Lineage: Eukaryota; Fungi; Ascomycota; Leotiomycetes; Helotiales; Amorphothecaceae. The record is from RefSeq and is a predicted model, not a curated record. The transcript has 2 exons.
AUGGGCAUCUCCCCAGAGCUUGGACUGCUUUCCCUCCUGCCGCGCGAACUGCGGGAUCGAGUCUACACCUUCGUGUUAGACUUUAAAAUACCCGUUGUCGAUGGAAGACCCGUAAUCGAUCGUUCCGAGAAAGCAAUAAAAGAGGCAUCUCUCCCAAGAGCCUCUCUCCUGCGUGCCUCUCGCCGUAUCCAUGACGAGGCCAGAAUCAUCCUAUACCGGGUCAACGAAUUCUUGCUCUUCCUCGGCUUCGACUACAACAACCCUGCCAACCACAGCAUCAUGUCGCGGCCCGGCUUUAGGGUCAUGUUUGCGCGCCACGAUCCCACGAAAAUGGGCACAAACCAAAGUUACUAUGAAGUGUGCAAAGUACAACGUUGCUAUGAGCUACCAAGGAAUAUGGUCAAGUAUAUGCAGAGAGUUACUCUCAACAUGGGUUGUUCUCUUGGGGGGAUUGCAGAAGACGACAUUGUGCCUUUUAAAAAGCAGACUCUUUUGGGACCCCAGCGGCCUACAUUUCGAACGUUGCUGAUGGCGCUGGAGGAUGUAUGCACGUUGUUAAGAGGAUGCACCAAUCUCCGUUUCUUAAAGAUUUGUAUCAGGAGUGUUGAGUCGACGCCUGGGUCGAUGCAACAACUUAUCGAACCGCUUAAAGCGAUGAGGGGCAUUCAGGAGUCAUCCCUGUCAGCUUGCGGAUUUCUAGACGACAGGUGGGUAGAUUGGAGUAUGAAGCCUAGUUAUUGCCGCUACCUGCAGCGGGUUAUGGCCUUGCCCGAAGGCACGGAAGCGCCGAAAUACGUGGGCGACGAAGAAGAACCGGUUCGGCAUGAGAACGACAUCUUCGACAUGAAUGCUAUGCCGCCGGAUCUGUACGAUUACGAUUGGGAUCCGCCGGAUCUGUACGAUCUGGACACGUUUGAUUCACGUGAUGAUGCGGCUGCCGAGCGACAGAUUAUGCGGGAUGAAUAUGGGGUUGAUGAAUGGUCUUGA